Cylindrotheca closterium is the source of this 303-nucleotide messenger RNA. NCBI's taxonomy places the organism in Eukaryota, Bacillariophyta, Bacillariophyceae, Bacillariales, Bacillariaceae. The record is from the annotation of a GenBank genome assembly.
AUGCCUUGUAGCAAUGCUGAUUUCUCCCCAUCAGGCUUGAGGUCAAAAUGCCUCACCUUGAGAGGUAAGAAGCAUGUUUACUGCUGGGCACUAGGAGGUCAUGACGGGUGUGGCAGUAAAAAGACCCCUCCCAAAUUAGUGGCUCCUGAUUAUCCCAUGGAAGCAGUGCUACUAAGAGAGGUGAAGGAAACUGAACAGGCGGUGAAGGAGAGGCCGAGCUCCUAUACACCAAGCUCCAGAAGAAGCACCAAGGAAGUCAUUGGCCUGUUCCUUGGUGAUCAAAGGAAGAUGAUGGUUUCAUAA